This is a messenger RNA of Arachis stenosperma, 372 nucleotides long. RefSeq names its product transcription factor MYB44-like. Gene Ontology annotation, cellular component: nucleus. Gene Ontology annotation, biological process: regulation of DNA-templated transcription. Lineage: Eukaryota; Viridiplantae; Streptophyta; Magnoliopsida; Fabales; Fabaceae. The transcript is spliced from 2 exons. Bases 1 to 372 code for a protein of 123 amino acids. Gene Ontology annotation, molecular function: RNA polymerase II cis-regulatory region sequence-specific DNA binding; DNA-binding transcription factor activity, RNA polymerase II-specific. The record is from RefSeq and is a predicted model, not a curated record.
AUGGGUGUUGAGAUUCAGUGUUUUUUGUUGGAACAAAUGUUUGGCUCCGAUGGUGCAACCAGCUCUCCCCACAGGUGGAGCAUCAGGCCUUCACCCCCCGAAGAGGACGACACCAUAAUCAGAGCUCAAGCUCAGUUCGGCAACAAGUGGACCACCAUAUCCCGACUCCUCUCCGGCAAAACCGACAAAGCCAUUAAGUACUACUGGAACUCCACCCUCAAACGCAAGUGCGCUUCCAUGGGCUCCAUCGAUGAUCCUCACUUUGCGCAACCACUGAAACGCUCCGUCAGCGUUUGCGCCGUCGUACCUGUGUCAAUGAGGUCAAUGGCGGUGUUGGAGAAAGCUUGGAGGAUUUUAGGGUUAGAGUCAUAG